Molecule: messenger RNA, 4645 nt
Organism: Xiphophorus hellerii (green swordtail)
Lineage: Eukaryota; Metazoa; Chordata; Actinopteri; Cyprinodontiformes; Poeciliidae
Gene: prkd3
Product: protein kinase D3
Exons: 20
Coding region: 539-3307 (922 amino acids)
Biological process (GO): phospholipase C-activating G protein-coupled receptor signaling pathway; protein phosphorylation; intracellular signal transduction
Cellular component (GO): cytosol
Molecular function (GO): protein serine/threonine kinase activity; ATP binding
Source: RefSeq, a predicted model, not a curated record
CGCACAUGGAAACUCACUUAUGCGGAGAUAAUAAAAAGACUCCAAUCCCCAGCGAGAACAACUACUCUCCCUCUUUUUUCAUCCUCGUCAAACAGGGGGAGUAGUCACAGCUGGAAGGAUAAUGAGAUGCGCAUGAAUUUACAAUCUGGAAUAAGGGAUUAGAUAAACUAAAUGGACCGCACGGUUCGUCUCGGCGAAUCUGAAUGAAGAAUUUCAGCUACUGUUCGUUAGUUGUAAAACGAAGACGCUGCGCCUUUAUUGCGUGUGACGUCCAAAAUCGAAAAACAGAAAAAGAAGGGACCAAACUUCAGGCUUAGCUGUCUCUCUGUGGAUGGAGUUGAAAAGUUUCAUCUUCAGUUGUCUCACAAUGGAAAGACAAGCGCCCUUCGCUGGAAGUGGAGGCUUCCUCUGGUCAGAGUGGAUUACUGACUUUAGAAAAAAGAAGGAGCAAAACGUCAGGAUAUGAAGUUUGUUGCAGCAGCCUGUGGAUUGUUCAGAGACCUUCCCUCCCUCACCUGGCCCAUCUCUUGAACGAUGCAUGCAUUUUCUGAGCUCAGGUGGGUGGGCAGCAUCCUCUCAGCAUCAUUUCUCCUUCACUGAAUCCCACCGUUCAGCGUUUUCUCAAGUCUCAACUGGAAGAAACCCAAUGUCUGCCUCCUCUCCCCCGUCCUUUCCUCGGGCCUUCCUGCACUCGCUCCAUCCGCUCCACCCACCCUCGCCGGGAUCGCCUGGACAGCUCUACCAGCGGCUCUCCAACGGGAGCCACAGCGCCCCAAGUCCUACCAACUCCCGUAGCUCUUUCCAUGGGGUCUCCUUCCUGCUGCAGAUCGGACUGACCCGGGAGACCGUGAACCUGGAGGCCUGUGAUCUCUCACUGUCCGCAGUCAAGGACCUGGUGUGCUCCAUAGUUGAUCAGAAGUUCCCAGAGUGUGGCUUCUUCGGCAUGUAUGACAAGAUCCUGCUGUUCCGCCAUGACUUAAAUGAUGAAAACAUCCUGCAGAGGCUGACCUCAGUAGAAGACAUCCAUGAAGGGGACCUCAUUGAGGUUGUGCUGUCUGCUCAAGCCACAGUUGAGGACUUCCAGAUCCGACCUCAUGCCCUCUACGUGCACUCCUACAAGGCCCCCACCUUCUGCGACUACUGCGGGGAGAUGCUGUGGGGUCUCGUCCGCCAGGGGCUCAAAUGUGAAGGAUGUGGGCUGAACUAUCAUAAGCGUUGUGCGUUCAAGAUCCCUAAUAACUGUACCGGCGUGAGGAAAAGGCGGUUGUCCAACGUUUCACUGCCAGGACCAUCUCUAUCUGUGCCGAGAGCAUUACCUGCUGAAAAUACGGUGGUGGUUCCUGAUGAGCAACAGCGGUCACAUCAGGAGGCAGGGAAGCGCAUCCUGUCCUGGAGCGGCAGGCCUAUCUGGAUGGAUAAGAUGGAGAAGACGCGGGUCAAGGUGCCGCACACCUUCGCCAUCCACACUUACACUCGGCCAACCAUCUGCCAGUACUGCAAACGGCUACUCAAGGGUCUCUUUCGCCAGGGAAUGCAGUGUAAAGACUGCAGAUUUAACUGCCAUAAGCGGUGUGCAUCAAAGGUACCAAGAGACUGUUUAGGGGAAGUGGACUUCAAUGGUGAGCCCGCCAGCCCUGGGCCCGAUUCUGAUACCACCAUGGAUAUGAUGGAGGUGGACAGUAGUGAUAUGGACGGUGGACGAAGUCUGGACGACCCAGAUGAACCAUCCACUCCAGACGGGAUGUUCAACAUGGACUCUCCCUUCACUGACAGAGAGAAAGAUGAAGAGCCUAUCAAGACUAUAAGUCCUUCAACCAGCAGCAACAUCCCACUGAUGCGGGUGGUCCAAUCUAUCAAGCACACCAAGAGACGGAGCUCCACUGUGGUGAAGGAGGGCUGGAUGGUUCAUUAUACAAGCAGGGAUAACCUGCGGAAGAGACAUUACUGGAGACUGGACAGCAAGAGUUUGAGUCUUUUCCAGAAUGACACCGGAGCUAAGUUUUAUAAAGAGAUCCCUCUGUCUGAGAUUCUCCAGGUGGAACCUUUCAGAGACUACAGUAAUCUGGCGCAGGGCAGCAACCCUCACUGCUUUGAGAUCAUCACAGCCACCAUGGUCUACUAUGUGGGGGAGAACAACAGCAGCCACUAUCACAGCCCUGCACUGGCUGCUUCUGGAGUGGGUGUGGAGGUGGCCCAGGGCUGGGAGAAGGCCAUCAGACAGGCCCUGAUGCCCGUCACGCCCCAGCCGAGUGUGGCCAGUGCAGCCGGUCAGGGGAGAGAUCACAAAGAGCUGUCCAUCAGCAUAUCUGUGUCCAACUGCCAGAUCCAGGAGAAUGUGGAUAUUGCCUCGAUAUAUCAAAUAUUCUCUGAUGAGGUGCUGGGAUCAGGCCAGUUUGGCAUCGUGUACGGAGGGAAGCACAGAAAGAGUGGCAGAGACGUAGCCAUCAAGGUUAUAGACAAGAUGAGAUUUCCUACCAAGCAGGAGAGCCAGUUAAGGAAUGAGGUGGCCAUUUUACAGAAUCUGCAUCAUCCAGGUAUUGUUAACCUGGAGUGCAUGUUUGAGACCCCAGAGCGAGUGUUUGUUGUCAUGGAGAAGCUGCACGGAGACAUGUUGGAGAUGAUCCUCUCCAGCGAGAAGAGCAAACUACCAGAACGAAUCACCAAAUUCCUCGUCACGCAGAUCCUGGUGGCCUUGAGGCAUCUGCACUUCAAAAACAUUGUUCACUGUGACUUGAAGCCUGAAAAUGUACUACUGGCCUCCGCAGAGCCUUUUCCACAGGUAAAGCUGUGUGAUUUCGGCUUUGCACGCAUCAUUGGUGAGAAGUCGUUCCGGCGGUCAGUUGUUGGCACCCCGGCUUACCUGGCUCCAGAGGUGCUGCGGAGCAAAGGCUACAACAGAUCCUUAGACAUGUGGUCAGUGGGAGUCAUCAUCUACGUGAGCUUAAGCGGGACCUUCCCUUUUAACGAGGACGAAGACAUUAACGAUCAGAUCCAGAACGCCGCCUUCAUGUACCCCCCGACACCCUGGAAGGACAUCUCUGCUGAGGCCACAGACCUGAUCAACAAUCUUCUCCAAGUCAAAAUGAGGAAGAGGUACAGCGUGGACAAGUGUCUGAGCCAUCCCUGGUUACAGGAUUACCAAACAUGGCUGGACCUCAGGGACUUCGAAACGCGGCGAGGUGAGCGCUACAUCACCCACGAGAGUGACGACGCGCGCUGGGAGGAGUACGCAGACGAGCACAACCUCCCGUACCCCAAGCACUUCAUCAUGGCUCCCAACCUGGAUGACAUGGAUGAGGACCCCUAGUGGUGAAUGAGCUUUACUGCAUUGUGUAUCCACAUGAAGGAAAGAAGACUUUUUGGAAGCAAAAAAAAAAAAAAGCUUUUGGAGUGGCAGGUUUUCCCUCCAGAACUGUUUGUUGUGGAAACAGAGCAAAGCUGACCGAGUGGAUGGCUUCACAUCAGGAGCUUUUAGAUUGGGAAAAACCCAAGUUACUUUGUAGCACGAUGAGGAGGCUAAGAUGCGUAUCACAGAAGCGCAUUAAAUGACUGUCAGCAAAGAGGACUGUCCUCUCUUCCUUAUUGUAAAAUUUGUCAAACAUUCCCCGGAUUUGCCUGAUUUUGGUUGCUUUCUUCAAGACAAACUCAAGCCCAAAAUUCAACCUGAUAUGUAAUAGGGCUAACGAAUCUUCAUUAUGGACAGCGGUCUUGAUGUAAGAGAGGAGAUGACCAAAAGCCUUACAUCAGGAGUAAAAGGCACCUUUCACAAGGGAGUAACAGUCUGAGAAUGAGCUCUCUCCAGAGCUGUUUGUCCUUCGGCAUGAACUGGAACCAUGACCUGCAUACGUUUGUUCUGUCAUGUAUUUUACUAAUUAUUGUAGGUUAUUGCACUAUUCAACUAUGAAGAAUAGCAACUGAAUAGAAACACUAUUCGCUGCUAGAGAAAGCAAACGUUUUUUGUUUUUUUUACAUUUCCAGUGUGUGCAUAGUGUCGAAGCAAUCAGCGGAAAGUCUUUGCAGCUCACAUGGAAUUAGCUGCAGGUAUUAUCAGUGUUUUCAGGUCUAACAGUGGCAGCUAAUAGUGUGAAAGCGUGAUCAACCUUCCCCUGCAGAAAAAAAGGUCUGAAAAUUGGUUACAAAUGUCGUUCCAAACUGUUUUAUUUAUUCAACAUUGUGAAUUUCUUUGUGCAAACCGGAAACCACAAAGAUGAGUUUAAGACAAGCUCCCAUGUUUCUGCAUCCUCUUUCUCUCCUUUUUGAACUUUUUUUUUUUUUUUUUGCAAAUUCUGGAAAAGACUUUUUGCUGCUCAGCAGGCAUCUGUAGAUAUCUGAAUAAAGUUUCCAGAGGCCUAAUUUAUUAUCCUCUCUGGAGCCUUUCUACAAUGUGUUUCGCAAAAUUCUAAAAAUUCCACAGAAUAGAAAUAAAACUGGGUAUAAUCAGAGCUAAAUUCAGGAAUUUAUACCCUGGUUUUGUACUUUUUGCUCUGUUUGAGUGGUUUGGGAGAAUGUUCCAGUUUCUCUUUGUCAUUUUCCAUUUUUUCUUUUUUUUGUUGCCACUGGAUUGGCAGGUGUCUGUGUUUUGUAUAUUUCAGUACUUACCUGAUGAAAUAAAACAAACAAUAAAAUCACUUUGUUCUUAAUUAAA